GGUGUGCGCGUGUGCUUGCUGACGGAAGUACUGCGCAGGCGCUGCAGCCCCUUCCUCUCCGCCGUGACGGCUAUGCCCGCGCCCUGCCUGGCUCGGCCAAUCACAGACUUCGCGGCCGCUCGGUGGUUGGAAGUUGACGCGGGCGGGCGGGCUGCGCGGCUUGGCUGGGCUGGUGGAGCUGUUCCAGUUUGGGGCCUCCGGUCCCGCGAAGCAGGAGGAGCAAGUUUUGUCCAAGACACUACAGACUUGCUACGGAAACUUAAAAACAUAGACCACCUUCCCAGCAACACACUCCUAGCCACCAUGGACGUUACCAGCCUAUAUACCAACAUCCCACACCAGAAUGGCAUCCAAGCCUGCCUUACAUAUCUACAGAAACAAGAUUACAACCCAGAAUACAGACCCAAAGAUAUUACUGAGCUUAUACACUUCAUCCUCACACACAACAAUUUCACUUUUAAUAAUCAACACUUCCUCCAGAUGAUGGGAAUAGCUAUGGGCACUAAAAUGGCCCCACAGUAUGCCAACCUUUUUAUGAGCCACCUGGAAGAAGACUUCCUCAAGAACUGCACCAUCAAACCCUUACUAUACCUAAGAUACAUCGAUGACAUCUUCAUCAUUUGGAGUGAGAACCUGCAAUCUCUGAUUGAGUUCCACCAGAAAUUCAACAGUCACCAUCCCUCCAUCUGACUUUGUUUAGAAUACUCCAGCACCAACAUCCCCUUUUUAGACACAGUGAUCAGUAUCCAGAAGGGUAAAAUACAGACCACAGUAUACAAGAAACCCACAGACCAACAUACAUAUCUGCACAGAACCAGCAAUCACCCGAAACACACCAAAAAAGCUGUGAUAUACAGGCAAGCCCUCAGAUACCACCGCAUCUGUACUGAAGAGAACACCCGGGAUCGCCACCUCACCAAUCUUAAAAAGGCUUUCACCCAGCAAGGACACUCCUCCAGAGAGGUAGAUUGCACAUUUGAAAGAGCCACCCGGAUACCACGUGAAGAACUGCUGCAGUAAAGAAGAAAAACACCCACAAAUCGCACACCGCUGGUUAUGACCUAUCACCCAUCCCUUGAACCUGUACGGAAAAUCCUCAAAAUAUUGCAACCCAUAUUAGAAAGAGACCCUAUUCUUAAAAAGAUCUUCCCAGAGCCACCCAUCCUAGCCUUCAGACAAGCACCGAACCUCGCCAACCUCAUCACCAGAAGCAAACUUCCUCAACUCCAGAACACACCAAAAGGAUCCAGACCGUGCCAUGACAAGAAAUGCGAAACCUGCCAACACAUCUCCACCACCCCCACUAUUACUACACCCCACAACAGAGCCAUCAGCAUCCCAGGAUCUUACAGCUGCACCUCCAGAAAUGUAAUAUACCUCAUCCAAUGCACCAAAUGCCCUGAUGGAAGACAUGUAGGAGAGACCAAACAACAACUGUGCACCAGAAUGAACGCACACCGGAAAUCCAUCAAAGACAGAAACACCCAAUUACCGGUGGGGGCACAUUUCUCACAGGAGGGCCACUCGCUCUCCAGUCUCUCAGUCCUGAUCCUCAAGGGAAACUUACACAACACUUCCCAGAGAGGAGCCUAUGAGCUCCAUUUCAUCAACCUGCUGGAUACUAGAGAUCAGGGACUAAACACAGACAUUGGAUUUUUGAUACAUUACAAUCUGCCUGGCAACUGACUCCCCAGCCCAGCCCAGCCCCGGGCUUGUUUACUUUUCAUUCCAUCCAGGAAGAGCACACACCAACUGCUGAAGCUUCCUUAGCCUGACGAAGGGUUUUUGAACCCGAAAGGUUGCUUAAUAACUAUUCUCCAACCAUUUGGGUUGGUCUAAUAAAAGAUAUCAAACUCACCCAAGGAACCUUGUCUGCCUAUGUCCUUAGACCAACACAGCUACAACCUAAACCCCCUAACCCAGACAUCAGCAGGUGUCAUUGGGAGAGAUGUUUUGGUCUGCAUUAAUACAAGUCAGAUGGCUGAUUAUAAGGAUCCCUUUAAGUCAUAAAAUCUUGAGUCGUAUUGGGACAGGACACGGAAACUGCUUCAUUUUGAGUGUAUUCAGAUUGCAGUUUCUGACUUUCCUCAAAAGUAGCCAGGUAUUAGCCAGGUUUGACCAGUGACCUGAGUUUACCAUUUUGUGACUGUUUUCAUCCUGUGAAUUAAUCAGUCAAAUUACUCCAGAGUAAAGUAUCUUAGGUAUUUUUAACAACCCAAUCAGGUAAAAUAUUGGCCAUUCCCUUGUUAAAUUUCCAAACUGGCACCAUUGUACUUUCUCCCAUGCUCUCCAUUUUGCUCGCCAGGAGCUCUCCCUAAACAUCUACAACAAAGCUACUUCAGCAUUCUUCUUUGGGUCUUUCCUUCAAACCCUCCUAUGUUGCAUUGUUUAUAAGAAGUCAACAGUGUUUAAGCCACUGGUGUUCUGAGAUUGCUGCCUGUUACAAUGACCAAUAUGAUCUUAUUGCUUCAUUGUGUACCCACACCUGUCUGCCUGCUUGCCUUUACAUGUUGUUUCUUGUCUUAGACAAUAAACUGU
Molecule: messenger RNA, 2538 nt
Organism: Alligator mississippiensis (American alligator)
Lineage: Eukaryota; Metazoa; Chordata; Crocodylia; Alligatoridae
Exons: 2
Coding region: 73-690 (205 amino acids)
Source: RefSeq, a predicted model, not a curated record